AUGAGGGAUCUAGGUGAGCUCAGGUUUUUAUUAGGGAUUGAGUUUGCAAGGUCAAGUAAAUACAUACUGAUGCAUCAGAGAAAAUAUGCAUUAGAACUUAUUUCUGAAACAAGAUUGGGAAAUGCAAAACCUGCAUGGACUCCUAUUGACAACAAUAAUAAGCUAACUUCAAAGCAUUAUGAUGAUUAUGUCAAUUCAGAAGAUGACAAAGAAGAUCCUCCAGCGGAUCAAAGCAUCUAUCAGAGAUUGAUAGGAAAUCUACUAUAUCUUAUAAUGACAAGGACUAACAUUGCAUUUGGAGUACAAACAUUGAGUCAGUUUCUACAACAACCUAAAAAAACCCAUAUGGAAGCAGCUCUAAGGAUUGUUAGGUACAUAAAAGGCCAGCCUGGUCAAGGGAUAUUGUUAUCUAGCAGUCAAGACAACAAACUUACAACAUUUUGUGAUGCUGACUGGGCAUCUUGUUCUCUUACAAGGAAGUCUAUAACAGGCUAUUUUAUCAAGUUUGGUAACUCAGUGGUCUCUUGGAAAUCUAAGAAACAAUCUACUGUGCCUAGAAUUCAGCAGAAGCUGAGUACAAAAUUAUAG
Molecule: messenger RNA, 588 nt
Organism: Solanum stenotomum
Lineage: Eukaryota; Viridiplantae; Streptophyta; Magnoliopsida; Solanales; Solanaceae
Exons: 1
Coding region: 1-588 (195 amino acids)
Source: RefSeq, a predicted model, not a curated record